This is a messenger RNA of Fusarium falciforme, 783 nucleotides long. RefSeq lists its product as hypothetical. Gene Ontology annotation, molecular function: NADH dehydrogenase activity. Lineage: Eukaryota; Fungi; Ascomycota; Sordariomycetes; Hypocreales; Nectriaceae. The record is from RefSeq and is a predicted model, not a curated record. The transcript has 3 exons. Bases 1 to 783 code for a protein of 260 amino acids.
AUGGCGAGCAAGAUCUCUCCCCUCCUCCGAUCCGCCCUCCGGCCGGCGUGCCGGGCAGCCCGCCCCCAGACCCGAGCCGCCUUCUCCCUCUCAGCCCGCCGACCGAGCGACUCCCUCAUGGUGCAUCGCAACACCAAGGACAACAACCCCGAGCUCCCCUUCAAGUUCAACGAGAAGAACCAGGCCGUCAUUGCCGAGAUCCUCAAGAAAUACCCCCCGCAGUACAAGAAGGCCGCCGUCAUGCCCCUGCUCGACCUCGGCCAGCGCCAGCACGGCUUCACCAGCAUCAGCGUCAUGAACGAGGUCGCCCGCCUCCUCGAGAUGCCCCCCAUGCGAGUCUACGAGGUUGCGUCCUUUUACACCAUGUACAACCGAACCCCCGUGGGCAAGUUCUUUGUCCAGAUCUGCACUACUACCCCUUGCCAGCUCGGAGGCUGCGGUUCCGACGUCAUUGUUAAGGCCAUCAAGAACCACCUCGGCAUCAAGCAGGGCGAGACCACAGCUGACGGCCUCUUCACCAUCCUCGAGGUCGAGUGCCUCGGCGCCUGCGUCAACGCCCCCAUGAUCCAGAUCAACGACGACUACUACGAGGACCUCACCCCCGAGUCCGUCGUCGACCUCCUCAAGGCCCUCAAGGCCAGCGCCACUGCUACCGAUCCCUCCACCGUCAGCGUCCCCAAGCCCGGCCCCCUCAGCGGCCGAAGCACAUGCGAGAACAGCGCCGGCCAGACGAACCUGCUCACGGAGCCCUGGGGAACCGAGACCACGCGGUCCGACUUGUAG